Molecule: messenger RNA, 2081 nt
Organism: Dacryopinax primogenitus
Lineage: Eukaryota; Fungi; Basidiomycota; Dacrymycetes; Dacrymycetales; Dacrymycetaceae
Exons: 4
Coding region: 50-1834 (594 amino acids)
Source: RefSeq, a predicted model, not a curated record
GUCGUCGUCGUCCGACCCUCCCUCCUCCUCCUCGUCGCCGUCCUCAACUAUGUCCCUCCCAACAACACCCACGUCGAGCAACCCUCUCUCGCCCUCGGGAGGCGCGUCCGGUCGGCAGUUAACCGACACCUCAACGGACACGACCACCCCCACCAGCUCGUCCUCUUCAUCGGAUACAACGGCGAGCACGACUGAUUCUACAACCUCUACCGAUACUACUUCCACAACCACUACCACUACGGCAACCACUACUUCUACCACUUCCACCCCUACAAGCUCAUCCACCACCUCUACGAGCGACAGUAGCACUACCUCAACAACUUCUGGCAGCACCACCUCCUCUUCCGGGUCCUCGAGCGGCACGUCCAGCAGCACAGGCAGCACCGGUAACAAUCUCUUCGUCACGCCCACCCCAAGCUUCAGUUCCAUCCCCACAGGCGCAACCGUCUCGGGGGGAAGCAGCUACUGGCAGACCUACACGCUCGUAACCACCGAGAUAAAUGGGCAGAGUACGACUAUCCCCAUCCCGACAACGCUCAACAUCGGCCCCGCCGAGCCCGCACACAACCCCAUGUCCUCCCCCGGCGCUAUCGUCGGCGUCGUCAUCGGUGCCCUAGCAGGGCUAGCCAUCCUCCUCUUCAUCUUCUGGCGUAUCCGGCGGCGUGCCUCCGCGCUCGCCUCGCUGCCUUAUACCAGGCGCAGGCGGGACAUGCAGCUCGAAGGAGAGAUGUACGACACGGAUGAGGAGGAGAUGACCCAGCAGAACCUUGGUCCAGGGGUGGGGAGGACAACUCCAGGACCCUACGAGUACGGCGUGGUCGGAGGACUGGCGCCACCGAGUCACGAGGCGACGCUGAAUAGCGCUGUGAGCCACUCGCCUUCGGGGAGCAUGAGCACGGGGAGUUAUAUGGCUGCUGCGACCCCUCUGGUGCCGGCGUCGCCCUACACUCAACAGGCGCAUAUCCCCCCUCCUGCCGGUCCGGGGACAGCGUAUCCCUAUCCGCCAGUUCCUGCCCAAGCGGCAGCGAGGAGGGAAGCGAGCUCGUCAGGUAGUAUCUUUAGGGAAGAAGGCGUCUGGCCACCUCCGCAAGGUUCGGUGCAUAGUGCCCCGCACACACCGACACAGGGACACGCAAACAUCCCCCCCUCACCUCUCACGGCAACGCCAGCCCUAGGCGUCCCCCCAGCAGCUGCUGCCAGACAAGGCCACAUACGGGGCGCCUCCGGAAGUCUGGGGAGCAGGGUGGACACUGAGGCUUCCGGGGAACGAGAGAGUCUGAUAGGGGGAGGAGGGGGGUAUACGAGGUAUUCUGAUGACCCCGCGGCGGGAGGGGCAAGCUCUGGAGUCGUACAGGAACCGUGGGGCCCGAGUGGGAACUGGGGACGGCAGACCGAAGCUGCUCUUGCUGGCUUGGCAGGGGCUGCUGGGCUCGGGGGCGUCGCCGCUGCCGGGGCUGCCGGGACGGGGCAGAUGACACCAAAGCAGCGCGAACGAGCUUCUAUCCUAGCCCAGCAAGCUGAGGACCGCCGUCGGUCUGUAGCCUUUAGCGUGCGCUCCCCUCUCUCCCCUACGUCAGGCACGGACGCCUAUGUCUCCCCUACGUCCGCAUAUCCUGCUACUGUGAUCAGCGGCACGGGGCACUACCGUUCCCUUUCAGAUCCGCAGCCUGAGAGCCCGACCAUCGUACAGCAUCUUGAUGGGGGCCGGGCGCCUACCGGUGAAGGGAGCGGGCAGCCAGCGGGAGGGGUAGUGGAGCUGCCCCCGAGGUAUGACCAGAUUGAGGGAGCGGCGGGGAGCAGGAGUAGGGUGAGGAUGUUAAGGGAGAAGAGGUAGUUGUUGGCCUUUGUGGAGGUUGAGAGGGGUGGACUGAUUUGAUUUGCUGCAUUACUCGAUCAGCGGAAACGGACAAUUUCUAUUCUUACAUUCUCUGCCUAAAAAUGUUCUGCUUCAGACACUCGGACUACACUCGUUUUCAGCAUUUUUUUUUCUUUGCUUUUGCGCAUUUCUCUGUUGGGAGGGUGGAUGUUGUAUGCAUAGCUAGGUUGGGGUAUUACUGGACUCUGCUGGUUGGCAUAAUUCG